UUUGUUUCGGAAAGUUUAAUUUCGAAUAAAAUCAAAUUAAUAAUAUUAAUUUAUAAAAAAAAAUUAAAAUUUAAAAGCAGAAAAAUGGCUUCACGUAAAUCAAAUGCAAGAAUUCGUGAAGCUGAAGAAAAUGAAGAAACUAAAAGAAAAAUUGCUGAAUUAAAAGAGAGACAAAGAAAAGCUGAAGAAACUUUAAGACGUCUUGAAGAAGCUAAAGCAAAACAAGAAGAAUUACGUAAAAAAUCUGAACAAGUUCAAGAAGUUUUAUCAGCUGAAAAAGAUGUACUCGAAGAAAUCGUUGAAAGAGAGAAGAAAAGUUUAAGUAAAGCUGAAGAAGAAGCUAAAAUAUUGGAACAAAAGAAACGUGAAUUACAACAGAGAUUGGCUAAUAUUGCUAAUAGCACAAGAGCAAAAGAUGAUGAACUACAAAAUUUACAAUAUAAAAAAAGUCAUACAGAAUCAAAUGUCGAUAAAUUACAACAUGAUAUCGAUAGAAUUAAAAGGCAAACAGAACAAGCUGAAGCUGAAAAAAAGAGAAGAGAAGAAGAAUUACGUCGUUUAAAUGAAGAUGUUGGUAGACAGAGAGGUGAUAUUACCGAUUUGAGAAGUCAAAAGAGAUAUAAUUACUAAUAAAAACCAAAAAGAGCAAAAAAAAAAUAUAUAAAGAAAAACAAAAUGCCCAGAAGAAGAUCAAAAAGUAAUAUUUUCGGAAAAUUGGAAAUAGAUGAUAGAGAGAGAGAGAGAGGGAAGGAGAAAUAAAAUAAAAUAAUAAUUUAUUUAUGAAAUUUCAAUAAAAAUUAAUUUAAUUUUUUAUUUCUUUUUUUGCAUUUUAAAAUAAAAUUUUGUAAGAGCAAUUUAAGAUUAAUAUAUUUAUGUAUAUAUACGUACAUAAGUAUACAUAUAUUUUUGACAUUUAAAUGAU
Molecule: messenger RNA, 922 nt
Organism: Condylostylus longicornis
Lineage: Eukaryota; Metazoa; Arthropoda; Insecta; Diptera; Dolichopodidae
Exons: 2
Coding region: 85-630 (181 amino acids)
Source: RefSeq, a predicted model, not a curated record